Molecule: messenger RNA, 642 nt
Organism: Drosophila virilis
Lineage: Eukaryota; Metazoa; Arthropoda; Insecta; Diptera; Drosophilidae
Source: RefSeq, a predicted model, not a curated record
CUGAAAUGUGCAUAUACUUCUACAUCAUUAUCAUAGUCGUCAUUGUGAUCAUCAUUGUGUUGAUUGUCAUGCAGGUAACGGGGAGUUUUUAGUGGAUUCGGAAUGCGGAGGUGUCAGCAAUUUGACGAUAGCAAUUCGACACGCAAGGGCGCCCAAACGCGAAUAGCCCAUAAAUACGUAAUGCUCGGUGGGAUGGGCCAACAGUUCUCGACUGGAAACACAGCUGGAAAGAUGCGUCUAAGCCUGAGCUACUUCCUGGGUCUUCUGAUGGUGCUCGUCUGCGGCACGGCGCUGGUGACCGCCAGACCGCAGGGUCCGUGCGGCCCACCGCCGAGUGGACCACCGCCAAGCGGACCGCCACCAUCGGGACCACCACCAGGCGGACGCUGCCCACCCCCACCAUCGACCACCGCCUCCUCGGGCUAAGCGGACCCCAGCGAACCGAUUCCCGUUUGUCCAAACUGGCGCUCCCACAUAUUCUGCAUGCAACAAUGGCUCGGGACUCGUCCUGUUUGCUUAUUAUAAGUACAUAUAUCUAUAUGUUUUUUUUUGUCUCUAUUCUCUUUUUUACCUCAACAGCUCUGUUGAUUUGUACACCUUAAAUAUACACGCAUGUAGCUUUGCAACAAAAAAAAAAAAAAA